Eremothecium sinecaudum is the source of this 393-nucleotide messenger RNA. It is a transcript of the gene TDA2, whose product is annotated as Tda2p. The transcript has a single exon. NCBI's taxonomy places the organism in Eukaryota, Fungi, Ascomycota, Saccharomycetes, Saccharomycetales, Saccharomycetaceae. The record is from RefSeq and is a predicted model, not a curated record. Bases 1 to 393 code for a protein of 130 amino acids.
AUGGUGGAGGAAUAUAGUGACUAUGGUGGGAACGAUGACCUGCAGGAGGUUGAUUACACGGUAAAUAAGGAAUGUCUUCAAAGUAGGACAGAGAGUGCACCGUUUACUGAAGAGCGUUUAGUUCAAAUCUUAGAAGGCGUGUUUUCGGACGAAGAACAAGUAGACGAUAAUUAUGAUCCUAUUAAAACAGCCCUAGAACGGUUGACGGAAGUUUCCUCACGGCACAAGUUUGUUGUUAACGUUACGGAAGUGCGAGGAACAUCUAGGGAAGGAUUGGAAAUAUCUGGGCGGCUAGGCGCAUCCUGGGACGCAGUUAAGGACGGCAUGUAUAAUCACCGUGUAACGAAAGGUGGAAGUGAAUUUUUAAUUACUGUGUUGUGGCUUAUUAAAUAG